UUCGCAACCUAUGUACAUUGUGAUGUGACAAAAGAAGAUGAUGUUGAAAAUGCAGUUAACAUAGCAAUAUCAAAGUAUCAAAAACUAGACAUAAUUGUAGCAAUAGAUGAUGCUAAGCCUAGCAUUCUUGACAAUGACGUGGCGGAUUUCGAGCGCGUUCUUAGUGUCAACAUUACAGGGCCUUUAUUGGGAAUCAAGCAUGCAGCUAGAGUGAUGAUCCCAGCCAAAAAGGGUAGUAUUGUAAAUAUAGGGAGUGUAAGUUCAAGCGUUGGAGGAGUUGCAACUCAUGCGUAUACAAGUUCCAAACAUGGCUUGAUUGGACUCACAAAGAAUGCAGCUGCUGAGCUUGGAAAAUUCGGCAUAAGAGUGAAUUGCUUGUCACCUUACUUCGUUGCUAACAAUGCUGGAAUUAGAGGUUUCUUCAAACUUGAUGAUGAAGGGUGUUCAAAUGUUUAUUCCAAUCUUAAAGGGAUUCGUUUGCUGGAAGAAGAUGUAGCACAAGCUGCACUCUAUUUGGCUAGUGAUGAGUCCAAAUACAUCAGUGGUCAUAAUCCAGCUAUUGAUGGUAGUUUUACAACUAUUAAUCCAAUGUUCGGUUUGUUUUCGCAAUCUUAA
Molecule: messenger RNA, 615 nt
Organism: Arachis duranensis
Lineage: Eukaryota; Viridiplantae; Streptophyta; Magnoliopsida; Fabales; Fabaceae
Product: secoisolariciresinol dehydrogenase-like
Exons: 1
Molecular function (GO): oxidoreductase activity
Source: RefSeq, a predicted model, not a curated record